Brassica napus (rape) is the source of this 2541-nucleotide messenger RNA. RefSeq lists its product as uncharacterized. Bases 1 to 2541 code for a protein of 846 amino acids. NCBI's taxonomy places the organism in Eukaryota, Viridiplantae, Streptophyta, Magnoliopsida, Brassicales, Brassicaceae. The record is from RefSeq and is a predicted model, not a curated record. The transcript is spliced from 7 exons.
AUGUUACCAGAAGAAAAUGUGCUUCACACAUCACUGUAUGAUGUGAAGAAGUUUUUGAAAACGUUUGACAUGGGCUAUGAGAAGAUUCAUGCAUGUGUCAAUGACUGCUGUUUAUUUAGAAAGAAGUUCAAGAAGCUUGAGAAGUGUCCAAAGUGCAAGGCUUCAAGGUGGAAGACUAAUAUGCACACUGGUCAGAAGAAGAAAGGCGUCCCACAGAAAGUUCUUCGUUACUUUCCUAUAAUACCAAGACUGGAGCGAAUGUUCCGGUCUGAAGAGAUGGCCAAGGAUUUAAGGUGGCACUUUGGCAACAAGAGCACCGAUGGGAACCUUCGUCAUCCUGUUGAUUCAGUGACAUGGGAUCAGAUGAAUGCUAAAUACCCUACAUUCGCAGCCGAAGAAAGGAACCUCAGGCUUGGACUUUCAACAGAUGGAUUCAAUCCAUUCAACAUGAAGAAUUCGAUGUACAGUUGCUGGCCUGUUUUGUUGGUGAAUUAUAACUUGCCACCUGAAUUAUGCAUGAAGAAGGAGAACAUUAUGCUUUCAUUGUUGAUUCCUGGUCCACAUCAGCCUGGUAAUAGUAUAGACGUGUACUUAGAACCCCUCAUUGAAGAUCUUAACAGUCUGUGGAGCAUUGGAGAGGCAACCUACGAUGCUCUUACUCGAUCUACUUUUACUCUUAAGGCCAUGCUACUUUGGACGAUCAGCGACUUUCCAGCCUAUGGGAAUCUUGCAGCCUGCAAAGUUAAAGGUAAAAUGGGGUGUCUGUUAUGUGGGAAAAAUACAUAUAGCAAGUGGUUGAAGUUCAGUAGAAAACAUGUGUACAUGGACCAUAGAAAGGGCUUGCCACCAAGUCAUAGUUUUAGAGGCAAGAAGAAAUGGUUUGAUGGAAAAGCUGAACAAGGGAGAAGGGGAAGAAUAUUAACUGGUCGUGACAUUUCUCAAAACCUGAGAAAUUUCCACAAUGAUUUCGGAAAUUUCAAACGUUCUGCAAGUAAGAGAAAAAGGGUUCAGUGUUCUGCUGAUGUAGGCUCAGAUUCUGAGGUUAUACCAAGUGAAUCAGAGGAAGAUGAAGAGGAAGAGGAAGAAGUACUAGUUGAUGAAGAUGAGUUAUCUAGAUGGAAGAAGAGGUCAAUCUUCUUCAAGCUGCCUUAUUGGGAGGAACUCCCGGUUAGGCACAACUUAGAUGUAAUGCAUGUGGAGAGAAAUGUUGCUCCGAGUUUAGUUUCGACGUUGUUGCACUGUGGGAAAUCAAAAGAUGGUCUUGCGGCUCGCAAGGAUCUUGAGGACAUGGAGAAGAAGAUCUUUUGCCGGCGUCUUUUUGACUUCAAAGGGCCAGAUGGAUAUUGUUCUAACAUAUCAAGAGGUGUUUCAUUAGAUGACUAUAAAGUCAGUGGUCUGAAAUCACAUGACUACCACGUCCUGAUGCAACAACUUCUGCCGAUUGCACUUAAAAGGUUGCUACCUAAAGGACCGAGGCUUGCAAUAUUUAGGUUAUGCGCUUUCUUCAAUCUGCUGUAUCAGAGAGUCAUUAACAGGGAGAAGCUUCUGGUUAUGGAAGCUGAGAUUGUUGAGACUCUGUGCUUGUUUGAAAGAUUUUUUCCUCCAAGUUUGUUUGAUAUCAUGCUCCAUUUGACUGUGCAUCUAGGAAGAGAAGCUCGGCUUGGUGGACCAGUCCACUUUAGAUGGAUGUACCCUUUUGAAAGGCCCGAGGGAUGCAUUGCUGAGUCUUAUCUAGCUGAGGAAUGUAUCCGGUUUUGCAGUGAGUUCCUGAAGAAGACAAAAAAUGUCCAAGAGAAAGUAGAUAGAAACAUGGAGUAUGAAAACAAUUCUAUCUUAGAGGGUCGUCCGAUAUCCAGUGGCACUACUUAUACUCUCACAGAAAUGGAAAAGAGAGUUGCACAUCUAGCUAUCAUCCAAAAUAUGGCUAUCGUCGAACCAUAUGUAGAUAUUUACAAGACACAGAUGAAAGAUGUUUUCGAGAUGCAUCAACGUUAUAGAGCGCCACUUGAUUCAACCGAACAUGAAGAAACACUUAAGUGGAUAGCUUAUGGGCCUCGUUGUUCUGCAAGGAAAAGUCAGAAUAGUGGGGUUUAUUAUGAGGCUACAUCAGUUUGUAGAUCGAGUGCCAAAGAUACAUCUCAGGUGGUCGAUUUAGUAUCUUACUAUGGCAGAGUCACAGACAUCAUCUUGAUGGACUAUAAUGUCUUCUAUGUUCCUCUGUUCCGGUGUCAAUGGGCAAUAAAGGGUAAUGGAGUGAAGAUUGAAGAUGGUUUUACACUUGUCAACAUGAAUCAAAGUCAAGCAUCCUUUGCAAGUGACCCGUACAUACUAGCAUCUCAAGCAAAGCAAGUAUUUUACUCUAGGGAAGAUGAGUCAUCAAAUUGGUAUAUUGUCAUGAGAGGUCCUUCUAGAAGAUACAGUAAGGAAGAUAUUCAAGAGGGAAAUGCAGACAUUGGGCCAUUGCCAUCAAAUUUUGACAUGGAUGUCGACAUGGAUGAAGCUGAGAAUGCGAGAACUGAUUGCGAAGGGAUAUAUGUGUGA